Messenger RNA from Cylicostephanus goldi, 939 nucleotides. NCBI's taxonomy places the organism in Eukaryota, Metazoa, Nematoda, Chromadorea, Rhabditida, Strongylidae. The record is from the annotation of a GenBank genome assembly.
AUGUACGUGGCUUACGAGCAAAUCUCCCUGCAUAAGCCGCAUACUAGUCGUCCAGCGAAUUCUGAAAGGUACAUCAUCUGCCGCGGUUUGCGUAAGAACUACUCUGAUGCUAUUCGAGACUACCUCAAAAGAGUGAACUUGAAACUGGAUGAGCUGACAAAAUCCAAUUCUUCGCAGGAUGUGAACAGCAUUGUACCGCUGGAAACGCUGAGGAACGAUGAAGCAUUUCGCAGUUAUUUGACGGGUCACAACGAACAUAUCGCUUCACGGCAGUCCACCUAUUUGCAGAAAUAUCUUACCUAUGCAAAGAAUAGUUCCCUCAUAGACAAAGACCAGGAUGCGGUAUUUGUAUGGAAGAAACAUUGGGAGAAGCUUGACAAUAAUUUGAUGAGAAUUCCUGAUCGUACAGUGCUGCUAGUAGAAAGAGCGACGACGUAUAAGCUGGUUGACAAACGGCUGGAGACAGUAGCUGCCGAAAGUCUUGUUCGUAUUUUGGAUGCAGCAGUCAUAAAUGGCGAUGAUGUGUCUGGUUUGGUUUAUUCAAAGCGACUGCAGGCAGCCAAGAAGUUUUGCCUUGCGUUGAAACUGGUGCGUCGACGGUUUUCGCGAUUACGUCAUAGCGGUGAGGAAGUGCUCAUUUAUGAGGAACAUGGAAAUUUGCUUAUGUGUAAAGCUUUACGAGUGGCACGGUUGUUGAAAGAGUCUUGGAAAAUGGGAUGGUCAUGUAGUCGGCAGAUGCUAUACGCUUUCAAUCCGCAUCGACCAGAUCUGGGUAGCUUUUUCGAACCGCAGUGGGAAGAGUACGUUCUAGCUCCUUCCUUUUUUUUUCAUCGGUGUUCAUAUUUUGUUUGGCGAAAUUUCGACUUCAUGGGUUUUGACAUAAGUGAGCAUGUUGCCAAUGACCCGUGUACUGUCAGGUUCAGUAUGCGUGAGACUUGA